CACAGAAGAAGGCGGGGCUAAGAAGAUUCCAGUUAUAAAAGCUUUCCUCCUCCUGUGUGAAGAGAUCAGCAGAAUCCUUGGGUGAGAGAAAAUCCUGCUAGAUAAGAACUAUCACUUACGAAGAGAUGUCCUUUGGGGGAACCAGGCUCAGCAUGAGGAGCAGAAGGAACGGCACUCUGGACAGCACCCGGACCCUGUACUCCAGCGCGUCUCGGAGCAUAGACUUGUCUUACAGUGAAAGUGACUUGGUGAAUUUUAUUCAAGCAAAUUUUAAGAAAAGAGAAUGUGUCUUCUUUACCAAAGAUUCCAAGGCCACGGAAAAUGUGUGCAAGUGUGGCUAUCCCCAGAGCCAGCACAUGGAAGGCACCCAGAUCAACCAAAAUGAGAAAUGGAACUACAAGAAACACACCAAGGAAUUUCCCACGGAUGCCUUCGGGGAUAUUCAGUUUGAGACACUGGGGAAGAAAGGGAAGUAUAUCCGUCUAUCCUGCGACACGGACGCGGAGAUCCUCUACGAACUGCUGACCCAGCACUGGCACCUGAAAACGCCCAACCUGGUCAUUUCUGUGACCGGGGGCGCCAAGAACUUCUCCCUGAAGCCGCGCAUGCGCAAGAUCUUCAGCCGGCUCAUCUACAUCGCGCAGUCCAAAGGCGCUUGGAUUCUCACAGGAGGCACCCAUUAUGGCCUGAUGAAGUACAUCGGGGAGGUGGUGAGAGAUAACACCAUCAGCAGGAGUUCAGAGGAGAAUAUUGUGGCCAUUGGCAUAGCAGCCUGGGGCAUGGUCUCCAACCGGGACACCCUCAUCAGGAAUUGCGAUGCUGAGGGCUAUUUUUCAGCCCAAUACCCUAUGGAUGACUUCACGAGAGACCCUCUGUAUAUCCUGGACAACAACCACACCCAUCUGCUGCUCGUGGACAACGGUUGCCAUGGACAUCCUACCGUGGAAGCAAAGCUGCGGAAUCAGCUAGAGAAGUACAUCUCUGAGCGCACUAUUCAAGAUUCUAACUAUGGUGGCAAGAUCCCUAUUGUGUGCUUUGCCCAAGGAGGUGGAAGAGAAACAUUGAAAGCCAUCAACACCUCCAUCAAAAGUAAAAUUCCUUGUGUGGUGGUGGAAGGCUCAGGCCAGAUCGCUGAUGUGAUCGCCAGCCUGGUGGAGGUGGAGGAUGCCGUGACGUCUUCUGCCAUCAAGGAGAAGCUGGUACGCUUUUUACCCCGCACGGUGUCCCGGCUGCCUGAGGAGGAGACCGAGAGUUGGAUCAAAUGGCUCAAAGAAAUUCUUGAAAGUUCUCACCUAUUAACAGUUAUUAAAAUGGAAGAAGCUGGGGAUGAAAUUGUGAGCAAUGCCAUCUCCUACGCUCUAUACAAAGCUUUUAGCACCAAUGAGCAAGAUAAGGAUAACUGGAAUGGGCAGCUGAAGCUUCUGCUGGAGUGGAACCAGCUAGAUUUAGCCAAUGAUGAGAUUUUCACCAAUGACCGCCGAUGGGAGUCAGCUGACCUUCAAGAAGUCAUGUUUACGGCUCUCAUAAAGGACAGACCCAAGUUCGUCCGCCUCUUUCUGGAGAACGGCUUGAACCUGCGGAAGUUUCUCACCCACGAUGUCCUCACUGAGCUCUUCUCCAACCACUUCAGCACGCUUGUGUACCGGAAUCUGCAGAUCGCCAAGAAUUCCUAUAAUGAUGCCCUCCUCACGUUUGUCUGGAAACUAGUUGCAAACUUCCGAAGAGGUUUCCGGAAGGAAGACAGAAAUGGUCGGGAUGAGAUGGACAUAGAAUUCCAUGAUGUGUCUCCUAUCACUCGGCACCCCCUGCAAGCUCUCUUCAUCUGGGCCAUUCUCCAGAACAAGAAGGAACUCUCCAAAGUCAUUUGGGAGCAGACCAGGGGCUGCACUCUGGCAGCUCUGGGAGCCAGCAAGCUUCUGAAGACUCUGGCCAAAGUGAAGAAUGACAUCAAUGCUGCUGGGGAGUCCGAGGAGCUGGCUAAUGAGUACGAGACCCGGGCGGUCGAGCUGUUCACCGAGUGUUACAGCAGCGAUGAAGACUUGGCAGAACAGCUGCUGGUCUAUUCCUGUGAAGCUUGGGGUGGAAGCAACUGUCUGGAGCUGGCGGUGGAGGCCACAGACCAGCAUUUCAUCGCCCAGCCCGGGGUCCAGAAUUUUCUUUCUAAGCAAUGGUAUGGAGAGAUUUCCAGAGACACGAAGAAUUGGAAGAUUAUCCUGUGUCUGUUUAUUAUACCCUUGGUGGGCUGUGGCUUUGUAUCAUUUAGGAAGAAGCCUGUCGAUAAGCACAAGAAGCUGCUUUGGUACUACGUGGCGUUCUUCACCUCCCCCUUCGUGGUCUUCUCCUGGAACGUGGUCUUCUACAUCGCCUUCCUCCUGCUAUUUGCCUAUGUGCUGCUCAUGGAUUUCCAUUCGGUGCCGCACCCCCCUGAGCUGGUCCUGUACGCGCUGGUCUUUGUCCUCCUCUGUGAUGAAGUGAGACAGUGGUACAUAAAUGGGGUGAAUUAUUUUACUGACCUGUGGAAUGUUAUGGACACGCUGGGGCUUUUUUACUUCAUAGCAGGAAUUGUAUUUCGGCUCCACUCUUCUAAUAAAAGCUCUUUGUAUUCUGGACGAGUCAUUUUCUGUCUGGACUAUAUUAUUUUCACUCUAAGAUUGAUCCACAUUUUUACUGUAAGCAGGAAUUUAGGACCCAAGAUUAUAAUGCUGCAGAGGAUGCUGAUCGACGUGUUCUUCUUCCUGUUCCUCUUUGCGGUGUGGAUGGUGGCCUUUGGUGUGGCCAGGCAAGGGAUCCUCAGGCAGAAUGAGCAGCGCUGGAGGUGGAUAUUCCGCUCGGUCAUCUACGAGCCCUACCUGGCCAUGUUUGGCCAGGUGCCGAGUGAUGUGGAUGGUACCACGUAUGACUUUGCCCACUGCACCUUCACUGGGAAUGAGUCCAAGCCGCUGUGCGUGGAGCUGGAUGAGCACAACCUGCCCCGGUUCCCCGAGUGGAUCACCAUCCCCCUGGUGUGCAUCUACAUGCUGUCCACCAACAUCCUGCUGGUCAACCUGCUGGUCGCCAUGUUUGGCUACACGGUGGGCACCGUCCAGGAGAACAAUGACCAGGUCUGGAAGUUCCAGAGGUACUUCCUGGUGCAGGAGUACUGCAGCCGCCUCAAUAUCCCCUUCCCCUUUGUCGUCUUCGCUUACUUCUACAUGGUGGUGAAGAAGUGCUUCAAGUGUUGCUGCAAGGAGAAAAACGUGGAGUCUUCUGUCUGCUGUUUCAAAAAUGAGGACAACGAGACUCUGGCGUGGGAGGGUGUCAUGAAGGAAAAUUACCUUGUCAAGAUCAACACGAAAGCCAACGACACUUCAGAGGAAAUGAGGCAUCGGUUUAGACAACUGGAUACAAAGCUGCGGAGGGAACAUAAAGAAGGCUCAAAGGAGCUUGCUGGGAGCCUGUGUGCCUGGAUGCUAGUCUUUGCUGCCACUCAGAUUUGUUGCCUGUUUUAUUCGGAGGGCAUUGCAAAUGUGUGAGUAGGCAUAUGAACACCAGGCAUAGACAGAGUGUCUGCCCUCACUCUGAGCUGGGUAGCUGAAAUUAUAAUCAGGUUCAAAUCACAAUCGGAAAUCACAUUCCAUUCACAAAUGCUAGAUUCCUGCCAGGCUCUGGAGAGGAGAUGAUAUUUGGUAUCCUACCACAUUAUUUUGAGAAUGGCAUCCUGGAUGAUGACAUUCAUAGACCUCCCAGUAUCGUGGCUAUUUGGUGGGUAGACAAGAUCUCAUCUGGUUCAGCAAAAUCACCCAGUACCUUGUCCACGGUAGAGCCUUAAUAAACGUUUAUUGAAUGAAUAAAUGAAUGAAAGGAGUCCUUAGCUGAGCUCCCAUAUGAGAAUUUGUCUCUUUACAGUUUCUUGUUUAUUUAUUUAUGGGUUAUUUACCCCCAACAUGUAAAAAAAAAUUAGGCAGUAGUGGCAGCUGUGAAGGCUGUAAGUCUAGAGAACCCUGGAUUGUUCUAAGCAGCUGAAAUGAGGGGCAGCAUGAACGCCGAGUGGGAAGAAGAGGGGGGUCUGCCUGGGAACUUGCUUGCCUCUUUAUAAAGUUGAGUUUUAUUCCCAUGCAAAGAAAGGUUUGGGGAGUUUUAAAACCCAAGAGGAACCUAUCUGGAAUCUUCCUUUCCAAGUGCUCCCUGAGUGACCCGAAUGGUCAUGGAGGAGAGGCUCCAGCAAUCUGGUUGAGAAGUUAGUUGUGCUAAGAACUCUUUGAGGUGGUGUGUUUGUAGAGAAAAUAGUCUAUUUUAGUGUGUUUUGUUGUUUUGUUUUUUUAUUGUGAGUUUAUUUGGGGUGACUUUGGAGGGAGCCAAUGCAAAGCCAUCUCAGGGUUUAGGCCAAAGCCUCCCCAAGCCACACCUUGGUCCUGACCCUGCUGUGGGACAGGCAGAGAGUGGACAGAGGAGGGCAGCAACAGUGGAUGCAGGUAGAGAUGGACAGAGUGGGAGCCUUGGCUCUAGCCUGGGCCCUAGGUCAGAGGAGAAGCAGUAGAAUUGUGGAUACGGGACCAGCCAACCUGACUCCCAGGGUCCAGGAUGCUCGCCAGCCUCAACCUCCACUGAGCAGCACAGAGCCUCGGCCGUCACGCAGGAGGGCCCAUCGCCUCGCUCCCCUUCUCCCAUUCUUCCUGCCCUCUGUCUCUCUCUCUCUCUUUAAUUCCCUCCUCUGUCCUCUUACCCCCCCUCUGAACAACAAAAAAACCCUCCUUUUUACUCACAUAGAAUUUUAGGGAUCAUCGUCUGUUUCUCAAGAAAGCUUCUGGAGUCUUCUACAUUUAUUUUUUAACAGCUUUAUUAAGAUAUGUCAAUGGACAUAUAAAAUUAUAUAUAUUUAACAUGUAUAAUUUGAUGUUUUGAUGCCUGUAUACAUUGCAAAAUGAUCACUACAACCCAGCCCAGCUAAUUAACAUCUUAUCGCUUCUUCACAUUUCCCAUCUGUGAGUGUUGUAUGUAUGUGUGAGGGAAUGAGAUGAACUUAAAAUGUCUCCUCCUGGCAAAUUUCAUGGGAACAAUACAGUACUGUUACUCUUGUCACCAGGCUGUACAGUCAUCUCUAGACUUUAUUUAUCUUGCAUAACAGGAACUUUCUGCCCUUUGACCAACGCCACCUUAUGUGCCCCUUCUUAGCCCCUGGCAACCAUCAUGCUACUUUCCGCCUCGAUGGGUGUGACUCUUACAUUUCACAUGUAAGUGAGAUCACGCAGUAUUUCUCUUUCUGUGUCUGGUUUAUUUUGUUUAGUAUAAUGUCCUCCAGUUCUACUUAUGCUGUGGAAAAUGGCAGGAUUUCUUUCCUUAUUUUAAGUCUGGAGAAUAUUCCGUUAUAGGUGUGGACCACAUUUUCUUCAUCCAUCGAUAUCCUGAUGGACAUUAGGUAGUUUCCGUAUUUUGGCUAAUGUGACUCACGCUGCAGUUAAUGUGAGAGUGCAGGUAUCUCUUUGUGAUCCUGAUUUCAAUUCCUUUGGAUGUAAACCCAGAGGUGGGAUUGCUGGAUCAUAUGAUAAUUGUACUUUUCUUAGGAACUCCUAUACUGUUUUCCAUAUAGCUAUGUCAACUUACCUUCCCACCAACAGUGUGCAAAAGUUCUUCUUUUCCUGCCUCCUUGCCAACACUUAUCAUUUGCCUUUUUGAUAAUAACUAUCAUAACAGGUGUGAGGUGCUGUCUCACUGUGGUUUUGAUUUGCAUUUCCCUGAUGAUUAAGUGUUAAGUACCUUUUUAUAUACCUGUCUGACAUUUGAAUUUCUUCUUUUGAGAAAUGUCUAUUUAAGUUUUCGUGCACUUUAAUCUAAACUGCUUAAAUUGAACAAAGAUAGCUCUUUGUUAAUGUAUAGAAAUGCCAUCGAUGUUUGUAUUUUGACUUUGUAUCCCGCAAGUUUACUGAAUUUGUUAGUUUUAACAGUGUGUUUGUCUCUCUCUCUCUGUGUAUUUGUGUGUGUGUGGCUUUAGGAUUUUCUACGUAUAAGAUUAUGCUAUUUGCAAACAGAGAUCAUUUUACUUUUUUCUUUUUGAUUAAAUGCCUUUUCUUUUCUUUUUUUCUUGUCUGAUUUCUCUGGCUAGAACUUCUCGUGCUAUGUAAAAUAGCAGUGGGAAGAAUGGGCAUCCUUGCCUUGUUCUAGAUCCUAGAGAAAAAGCUUUCAGCUUUACCCCGUUAAAUACGAUGUUAGUUGGGGAUUUUGUGGUAAGUUCUUUCUAUACCUAUUUUGUUGAGGGCCUUUUUUUUUUUUAAUUAUUAAAAGACCUUGAAUUUUGUCAACUGCUUUUCCUGCAUCUAUUGAGAUGAUCAUGUGUUUUUUUCUUUCAUUCUGUUAAUGCAAUGUAUCCCACUGAUUAAUCUUCAUGUGUUGAACCACCCUUGCAUCCCAGUGAUAAAUACCACUGGGUGGUGGUGUCUCCACGGAUUCUUUUAAUAUGCUCUGAAAUUGUUUGCUAGAAUUUAUUGAGAUUUGUGUAUCUACGUUCCUCAGGAACAUUGGCCUAUAGUUUUCUUUUUGUGCGUUAUCUUUUUCUGGCUUUGGUAAAAGAAUAAUGCUGGCCUCAUACAAUGAGUUUGUACGUGUUCCCUUUUCUAUUUUCCGAAAGAGUGUAAGGUUUGGUAUUUGUUCUUCUUUGGCUGUCUGGUAGAAUUUACCAGUAAUCCACCUGGUCCUGGGCUUCUCUUUGUUGAAAGCUUUCUGACUGCUGAUUUUCUUUUCUUCAUUUGUUGUUUGUCUGUUCAGGCUUUGUAUUUUAUCUUGACUCAGGUUCUUUUAAGUUGUACAUUUCUGGGAUAUUUUCAUUUCUUCUAGGUUAUCCAAUUUCUUUGCAUAUAAUUGUUCAUACCAGCCCCUUACUAUCCUUUUCAUUUCUAUGCCCUCUGUUGUAAGGUUGUCUUUCUCGUUUCUGAUUGUAUUUAUUUGUGUUUUCUUCCUUUUCUUAAAAGGUUUGUUGAUUUUGUUUCUUUUCAAAACGCCAACUCUUACUUUCAACGAUUUCUUCCCCAUUGUUUUUCGAUUCUCUCUCUUUUUUAAAAUGUAUUUUGCUUUUGAAGUCUUAUGCUCUACUUUAAACAGCUUACUAAAGUCAUUUUACUAUUAACAAAUACAAGGUUCUCUCAAAAACUCCCAUGGGGAAUAAAAACAUUCUCCAUCUCACUACCAGAAAACAAAGUUAUUCACAAUUUACCUUAAGUCUGUAACAAUGGAUCUUACUGUGCCUUAUUUAUUUUAGGAAGCCAUCAGCAGCUAUAGUUUCAUUUUGCUCUUUUAUUUUAAAAAAGUUAAAAGAAAAAGGUUACUACUGGAGUUAAGCUCAACUUAAAUUCAGGUUUUUUUCCUUGAGUGAGUGAUGCAGCAAAUUAGAAACCAAACUGUACAGAAAUUGCUUUUGUCAAAUGUACUAAUAUGACAUGCAAUUUAAAAUGAGCUUCAUGUGUCUUACGUAAUAAAUUUGUGAAAUGUGCAUGGAUCAAGAAUAAUUUCAUUUUAUCUUUUACUUAAAUUAUGUGCUGUUUCUGUGUGUGUAGGGAUAUCUUUUAAUUUCAAAAAUUUCAUUUAUUAAUAUCACAUUAUUUUUAUUAGUAUUAUACUUUUACCAAAGCAAAACUUAAUUAGUAUCUUGUAAUUUUAUUAACAUGUUACACAGAACAUUUUUAAUUUUACAUAUUACUUGUUUGUAUUAUUGCAAUCUAUUAUCUCCAUUUGGGAGCCACUAAUGGUUUGCAUUUGAGUAAAGAUAAUAUUAAUUGGGUUACUAAUUGCUCGUGAUACGAUUUCAGAAAGUAAACAUUGCUCGGGAUCUGGAAUAUCACAUGCCACUCUCAUUCUGCCUCAUUUCAGAUGUGCCACACUUGUUUAGUAGACAUGUCUGCUUCUUAGAAAAGGCACAGAGCAAUAAUUUAAAAAUGAAAGUUGGAAAAUGUAUCUUAAGACCAGUUCUAUCUUUUUUCUCUU
Messenger RNA from Callithrix jacchus (white-tufted-ear marmoset), 7950 nucleotides. NCBI's taxonomy places the organism in Eukaryota, Metazoa, Chordata, Mammalia, Primates, Cebidae. The record is from RefSeq and is a predicted model, not a curated record.